Sordaria macrospora k-hell is the source of this 1041-nucleotide messenger RNA. RefSeq lists its product as uncharacterized. The record is from RefSeq and is a predicted model, not a curated record. NCBI's taxonomy places the organism in Eukaryota, Fungi, Ascomycota, Sordariomycetes, Sordariales, Sordariaceae.
AUGUCUCCCACAGUGGCUGUGAUGACGGCACCCGUCACAUUUACCCCUACAUCGGAUACCAUGGACCGCCGUGAAUACGGUAUUACCAAGACCAAGAAGGCAACCUCUACUGGUGGUGGACGGGCAUGGAGCGAGGAAGAGGAAGCAUAUCUUAUCCAGACACGCAUGCAAAAGAUGCCCUACAAGCACAUCGCUGCCCACCUGAAGAAGACUGAGCUUGCCUGCCGCUUGCACUUCCAUCAGCUAAGCCACGGCAGCAACCGCCGGAAGCGCACAACAUCACUCUCGUCUCAUGGGUCUAACCAGUCACCUCCCAUACAUGGUGCUGUUGUAUCACCGGUUCGCGAGAUUGAUGCUGCGCCCAGCCGUUCGGUGUCGCCUGCAGGAUCAACGUACUCCUACAGCUCCACCAGCCCGAAUGCCAUUCAGCUUCCCAGCAUCAUGUCCGCAACCAGCUCGGCCAACACAUCCCCUCGGCUGCCAGCUAUUCUACCCAAGCCAGCUGCCAUGAGCCUGGACUUGCCCGCGCUCUCUGCUUCUGCUAGCAGGUCCACAUCUCCCGCGCCAUCACACACCUAUACGUCAUCCCUACAUCCUCACAGUGCUACCUCUGGGUACCGUUCCGCGCCAACCAGUUCUCGUAGAUCGCUUCGUCUGGAUUGCUCUGCCUUGCCACCGCCGCCUACUUCGGCAGCUACCCCCGCACCUUUCUCUUCCAGCCAGCCGGUCGAUAUGAGCCGACUAUCUGCAGUCUAUAACGCACACCGGGCAUCCUUCUGGGCCUCGGUGGCUGCCGACUAUGGCAACGGAGUUAGCCCAACGGUAUUGGAGCAAGCAUGGCGCGGUGGAAACACGCAGACACCCAUCACUCCUGUUGGAAGUCCGGAUGAGCAAGUCUAUGCGCUCCCUCAACUGAAGGCAGACAAGACCAGGAUAAGUGCCAUUCUAGGCAUUGAUGCUAACCCCAGGAGUCCCAGGGAGCGGGAGAUGGUGAGGAAGUUGGAAAAGGAGAGGUGCUCGCUUGGCAUGGUUGGCGCAUGA